CAAGUGUAAUAUAUAUAUGGAAGCCUGAUCGUUUUUUCCACCAAUUAUUCUUUAUAUGCUGAUAUAUUGCUGGCAACUGCUGAUUUCCAAUAAUGCAUUUGUGUAUUUAGGAUUUACGUCAGUGGAUGAUCAACAAGAGUAAAAAAAAAGUAAUAAAAAGCGACUGUGGCGUAAACGAAUUUGCAAGAACAUUAUUGUAAUGAUAUCCUUAGGAGAUAUAAAGCUUGAGUAACGAGGAUGGAGUGUACAAGACAGAUAUUCUCUGCACUGCUUAUUCUAUUAACGCUAUAUUACACAAUAUCAACUUAUGUUGGAGAUGCUCAGCAGAUUGAUGAGCUCUCUAAAAUCGGUUGGCUUUUUUCCGAUGCUUCUGUUAAGAUUAAGAGAGUUGAACGAGCUUUAAUCACUGCUGGAAGAGGAUUCGAGGAUGACGGUUCACCAAAGACUAUAAGCGGCAGUUGCCGAAAUAAGUUGAAUGAUCUUUGUGGAAAUAUAGAUAACAAUAAUGACGAACUCAUGCUGCUUGAGUGCAUUCAAACGUUCAAGCCUACUGAGAUGUCCGGAAUCAACCAUAUGUGUCAGCAGGCAAUUUGGUCAUAUAUUCAGAAUAUUACAAACAAUCAAAAUAUAAAGAGGCUUGCCAUGAAGGCGUGCGGUCUUGCACAACUGAGCAUUCUGGAAUGUUCAGAUUCUGAUAAAAUCCCUGGAGCGUAUCUUUCUUGUUUGAUCGACAAACGAGAGAUGAUCAGAAAUCCUGAUUGCAUUACUUACAUUCAGAGAUUAGAGUGGAUUGCUUUCAGUGAUUUCAGAAUUCUGACUCCUUUUAAGGCAGAUUGUAUGAAUGACAUUAAAAUCUUUAAAUGUGAUACUCUGCAGCCCUACAGAGAUAUAUCACAAGGUCAGAUACUAGCUUGUCUGCAGGAACAUGUUGAACAGCUGCAACAUGAAUGCAGAAAACAUAUUCUUCAUGUGUCUGAAAUUCAAGCAGAAAAUAUCAAACUGGAUCGUCAGUUAUACAUGGCAUGCAUUCACGAUCAUACGAAGUUCUGUCCUAACAUUCGGCCAGGCAGUGGUCAAGUCUACAAAUGCUUGAUGCAACAUAAAACUGAUAGAUCAAUGACCGCUCAGUGUCAAGAACAAUUGACGAGGAGGGAGAAGCUUAUUGCUUCUGACUAUAGAGUUAGCAAGGGUUUAGUUAAAGCGUGUAAGGAAGAUAUCAGAAGUAAUCACUGCAGGCGAUCCGUGUCCGACGACAAGGACAUCAAGUUAGCGCAAAUCUUGCUUUGCUUGGAGUCGGCUGUUAAGAACGGUAGCAAGAUCGAUGGGAAUUGUCAAGCAGAAAUGUUCGAUCACAGAAAGCUCCUGAUGGAAGAUUAUAGAUUGUCACCGGAGAUCGUGGAUGGAUGUGCCAACGAUAUUACGGCUUUUUGCAAUAGUCUCGAAGUCGGCGGUGCAACGAUACACUGUCUGAUGGAGCAUACGAGAACAAGAAAAAAGAAAUCGAGAGUCGCGCCGAAAUGUCAAAGAGCGUUGGAGGAGUUAAUUAUGGAAGCUGAUGCUGGCGAAGAUUGGAGAAUUGACCCGAUUUUAAGAGAACGAUGUCAGCCUGUUGUCAAUCUAGCUUGCAGAGAUGUACACGGUGGAGAUGCUAGAGUGAUAUCGUGCUUGAUGGAACAAUUAGGGACAGAGAGGAUGACGGAGGCUUGUGAGACUGCUCUAGUGCAAAUACAAUACUUUAUCGCUAGAGACUUUAAACUGGAUCCGCAAUUGUACAAAGCAUGCAAGUUUGACGCUGUACGUUUGUGUCACGCGAGAAACGCAUGGGCGAACGAUGGUAAACAGAUGGAUCCUGAAACAGGACCUCUCGUACUGCCAUGCUUGUAUCGGCAUGUAUAUCAGAAAAAUAUGACGUUGAAAACAGAUUGCUUGGACGAAAUUAGAAGAGUUAUGAGGCAGCGUGCUGUAAAUGUCGACUUGCAACCUGAGAUAGAAGAAGUGUGCUUCAAUGAACUAGCAUUACUUUGUUAUGAUAAAACUGGAAAGGGAGAGGAGAUUCUUUGUCUGCAGGAUAAUUUAGACAACUUGAACAAAAAGUGCAAGCUUGCAGUUGGAAAUUUCACUGAAGAACAAGCAGAGCGUGUCGAGCUGAAUCCUAUCAUUUCUUCCGCUUGUCAACAUAUUAUGGAACGUCAUUGUGAGGAGGUACUAAAAUAUGGGAAGGACGAGGGAGAUAUGAUGGAAUGUCUUAUUGAGCACAAAAAUGAGCUAGAUGCACGCACUGAUUAUAAAUGUAAAGCUGCUGUAGAACAUUUCCAAUUGAUAUCUUUAAAGAAUUAUCAUUUUACAUAUAAGUUUAAAGAGGCUUGCAGGCCAUACGUUAAAAGAUGGUGUCCUAAAUCGAAGACGAAAGCCGAUGUGAUAGAGUGUUUAAGCUCGAUUGUGCAGGAGGAUAUAAUAAAAGAGUCCCAGCAUCGCGUGUUGAAGGAUUGUAGACAGCAGCUGCGAGCACAACUUUAUCAGCAACGAGAAAACAUUCAUUUCGAUCCUAUCUUACAAGCGGCCUGCGCAGUAGACAUUAAACAAUAUUGUUCUAAUAUUCAACCAGGCAAUUCGCAGGUACUAGAAUGCUUGGCAUCGCAUAAGUCUAAGUUAACAGACAUGUGUCACAAGCAGCUGUUUAAAGUGAGGAAACAAGAGUUUCAAGAUAGUUCCAGCGAUGUACCUCUAUUGAACACUUGUCGAGUUAUGAUUAGGCAAUUUUGCCACGAUGUGAGCAAAUCACAAACUUUGGAUUGUCUGAAGAGAUACAAAGAUGAGCUUACUUUUGAUGACAAAUGUAAGAAUAUUGUGAUUCGAAGAAUGAUUGAACAGAAUACAGAUUAUAGAUUUAAUACUGCGUUACAAAACGCGUGUGGUUCCGAUAUCGAUAGACAUUGCAAAGAAGUAUUGGUACAUGAGCGUACUGACAAAGAACUAGAAGGAAAGGUAAUUAGAUGUUUGAAAAUCAAAUUUCGGGAAUCGAAACUGACGACUAAAUGCGAGCAUCAAAUGGCUAACAUUCUUAGAGAAGCUGCAUUGAAUUAUCAUUUAAAUCCAUUAUUAGCAACCAUGUGUGCACAUGAGAUUGAAACUAUAUGUCGAUCGGAUGAAAAUGAGCGACCUGGUACUGUCGAGGAGUGUCUCAAGAAAGAAUUCAAUGCCGGGAAUAAAGAUAUGAAGGAAGAAUGUCGUUUGGAAAUCGCUGAUCAGAUAGAACAAACAAGGGCUGACAUCAAUGUGGAUCCCUUGCUGCAAAAAGCUUGUGCAGUGGAUGUCAGCAAAUAUUGCAGUGCUGUACCUCAAGGCGCAGGAAGACAUAUAAAAUGCUUGCAAAAUGCAUUACAAGACAGUAAUAAACCUUUGCAACCUGAUUGUUUCAAGAUGUUGACUACGAGGAUGGAAAUGUUUAGAAAUGCUGAUAAGUUAAUCGCACCAAAUUCGUUCGAGGAGCUGUAUUCGUCGGUAAAUCGUUCCCCAGCGCGGCGUUACUUCAUGGUCGUCGGCUUCACCAUGAUUGGGAUAAUCUUUAUCGUCGGAAUGUUCUGUGGUCGAGUGACCAGGCGGACGAUGAUUAUGAAAAACAAGUGACGACGCGGCCGGGGUCCGUCUACUAGUGAAAUGACUUUUGUGAAAUUAAUCGAGGGAUUAUAAGUGCGUAAAUUGUAACGUGCAUUGAUUCGAUCGACGAUCAUGAAAUGCAGAAGUUUUACAAUAAGUAUAAAGAGGUAACAUACCUUCUUUUUAUA
Messenger RNA from Camponotus floridanus (Florida carpenter ant), 3785 nucleotides. RefSeq names its product Golgi apparatus protein 1 (gene Glg1). NCBI's taxonomy places the organism in Eukaryota, Metazoa, Arthropoda, Insecta, Hymenoptera, Formicidae. Gene Ontology annotation, cellular component: Golgi membrane. Gene Ontology annotation, molecular function: fibroblast growth factor binding. The record is from RefSeq and is a predicted model, not a curated record. The transcript has 15 exons. Bases 238 to 3627 code for a protein of 1129 amino acids.